GGAUGAGUUUGUAGUUGAGCCGGAGGAUUUAUUGAGUACGAGGUAUGAUAUGGAAGGGCAUUUGGAGGUAUUGGUUUCAUGGAAGAAUAUGCCGUCUCAUGAGAAUACUUGGAUGCGACUGUCUGAGUUCAAGUCUCAGUUUCCAAGAUUUUCGCUUGAGGACAAGCUGGUUCUUCAUCCGGGGGUAUUGAUAUGCCUCUAAGAGUGUAUGUGUCGAAGAAAAAGCAACAGAAAGGGAAGGAGACAGUUAAAUGAAAAGCUGAGCUGGCAUUAGUUGCUAGAGUUUUCAUUUAAGUAAUCAAUAAUAUUGUUCACGAGUCUUGCAUUAGAAAAGGCUCGUUAGCCAGUUACGGAGGGGGCGUUCUGUUGAGAAUCAUUUGUGGCUUGAUCUCGAGCUGUGAGAUUCAAGAGUUGGCUUAGUACUCUGUGUGUAGAGACUAGGAGGGGCGGUUGGGUGGUUCGUAAUAAGAAUACUCUUUAGUUCUUAACAAAGACACAGUCGUCGAGCUAGAGUAAACUCUUACAUUUUUCUACUAAUUUAAAAAAAAUCUUGGGUCGGAGCCUUACUUGAAAAAAACUGAACUGUGUCGUCAUAUCCGAUAUCUUUUAGGUAUCUUGAAUGUACAGGGUCUGCAAUAGUAGCGCUGGUUCGGUUCUUGGAAAUGUUUCCAGGCCACAGAAAAGAAGAAGUCGAGAGUUUUAUAAGAAAGGGAAUCAAAUACAUUGAGAGUUUCCAAAUGCCAGACGGUUCAUGGUAUGGAAAUUGGGGCGUGUGCUUCAUCUUUGGAACCUUUAAUGCGGUCCGAGGUCUCGUUGCCGCAGGCAAGACUUACAGUAACUGUGAUGCUAUCCGUAGAGCAGUUCGGUUCCUACUAGAUACACAAAAUGCAGAAGGUGGAUGGGGUGAGAGUUAUCUCUCUUGCCCGAUUAAGAAAUAUACUCCUUUGGAAGGAAACAAGACGAAUGUUGUGAAUACAGCACAAGCAAUGAUGGGUCUAAUUAUGGGUGGUCAGAUGGAGAGGAACCCAAGCCCGGUUCAUCGCGCUGCUAAGGUGUUGAUUAAUUCACAGCUGGAGAACGGUGAUUUCCCACAACAGGAAAUAAUGGGAGUGUUCAAGAUGAAUUUGUUGCUACAUUAUCCAACCUAUAGGAACAUUUUCACUCUCUGGGCACUCACCUAUUAUACCAAGGCCCUUCCAUCACAAGAAACAAGUUGAAAGAUCCACAUAGAUUCCUCAUCUCAUUCUCGUUUGUCAUCAUCAUCCGCUCCUUCCAUACCUCAAGGCCAUAACUUUCGGUUAUCAUGGUUCUGGUUACGCCGACCACCAAACUGGUUUUCGUUUAACCCGUAAUACUGCAUUUGGUUCUAUUUCAACUAAAUAUGUGAAUAAAUAAAUUGCAUUUCGGUUUGUAAUAUUCAGGUUUCUAAAACUGGGUCUACUAAAGGCUCUUGUAAACUUUAUUUUUACACCUCUAAAUUUGAAAAUCA
Messenger RNA from Brassica napus (rape), 1489 nucleotides. Its product is annotated as seco-amyrin synthase-like. The transcript has 4 exons. Gene Ontology annotation, biological process: triterpenoid biosynthetic process. Bases 663 to 1217 code for a protein of 184 amino acids. Gene Ontology annotation, cellular component: lipid droplet. NCBI's taxonomy places the organism in Eukaryota, Viridiplantae, Streptophyta, Magnoliopsida, Brassicales, Brassicaceae. The record is from RefSeq and is a predicted model, not a curated record. Gene Ontology annotation, molecular function: beta-amyrin synthase activity.